Phytophthora infestans T30-4 is the source of this 1248-nucleotide messenger RNA. RefSeq lists its product as uncharacterized. The record is from RefSeq and is a predicted model, not a curated record. The transcript has a single exon. Bases 1 to 1248 code for a protein of 415 amino acids. NCBI's taxonomy places the organism in Eukaryota, Oomycota, Peronosporomycetes, Peronosporales, Peronosporaceae.
AUGUGGGGGUACAAAAAGUCAUGUAUCACCACACUCUCACUAUGGUCGUCAGGCACUGCCAGAAGAGCAGGAGUAGCCAUCCUCAUCAAUCCGUAUGGAGCGGUGAAGGACCUGAAGGCAUGGGGGGAAGAGCACUGGACGGAGCAUCUAGUGAUGGCCACAGGAGAAAUACAAGGGAAGCGGCAUCUCUUCGUCAACGUGUAUGCUCCGUCUCACGGACCCACAAGGACGCUUUUCUUCAACAGGCUCCGGGGGAUAGAGCUGCCGAAGGAACAUACCGUCACAUGUGGAGGGGAUUUUAACUGCGUAACGAUGACAGAGGUAGACAGAAGCGGAAAAAAUGGGACAGAAGAUGCGGGGGCUAGGACACUACGUCUCUUCUUGCAGGACAACGCGCUAGUGGACACAGGAGAAAGCAACAUGCCAGAGGCAAUAACGGACAUCGAGGUGGACACGUACGCCCGAACACACCACACAUACGCUUAUACUACAGCGGACGGAUUGAAGAGAACUUCGCGCUUAGACAGAUGGUACAUCAGUGGACACGAAUGGAAACAAGUACGUGGAGUAACCACGGAUGAGGGUAUAUGCGACUCUGAUCACAGGGGAGUCUUGCUGGAGAUGCACUAUCCAAACGGAGCAGUCAGGGUCAAAAAGAGGGAGACAGUAUAUCCCCCACCGAUGUACGUGCAGGCGGCAACAAAAGACAUGAUAGAGAAGAGAUUAACGAACUGGGGGGCCGGACUAGACGACAUCAGCCCAAGUACAUGGGCUUUGGAAUGGGAUCGCUUCAAAGAACGAGUAAAGAAGGAGAUGGCGCAACUUAAGCAACACGCACGAAGAAGGACGACCAAAGGAUGCAGACAAAGAAUAAGCAGGCUGAAGCGGAAGCUGGCAGCAGGAAGGAACGGAACCGGAGAAGACAGAAAGCAGCGAGAAGAAUGGAUAGCGGAGCUGAAACAGGUACAAUCUCAACGCAGAGCCCUCAAACGGCGAGGCCUCAUCAACAAAGGAGCAUGGACGUCGAAAACGUCAACCAAAUACUUCUUCAGCAGGAUCUGCACCAAGUACGGAGACAAUAUCAUCCCGGCGCUCAAGGCCGCCGACGGAGCACCCAGGCGCGGGGCACACAUGACAAGGCUGAAACAUUGGCAGACUGCUGGGAGAGCAUCUUCAACGGGAAGGCAGAAGACGAGGGGGGUGCUCAAGACUUCAUACGCAAAUGCAGACAAACCUGGGAGAAGAUAG